GCGCUCUUGCACGCAUCAGUCAGACUCGCAUUGAAAGAGAAUAAAUGAAGGAAGCAGCAGACAGAUGUCCACUGAUCACAUCAGCACUUUUGUUCAACAAAGUUCCUCCGUCCAUACGCUGAUGAACACCAACACCGACGACCAUUUACCCCGCUUCAAGAGGUGGAGCAACGAUGACAUUCAGGCGCAGGCAUUGGCUAAAAGUCGUCGCAUGGCUACACGGAGACCGGCCUACAUGUUUAACACCCGACACAAUGGUUUAUCCCCAACCGAGGAGUGUUUUCUAGAUGCAGCCGAGUAUGGAAAUAUUCCUGUCAUCCGCAGGAUGCUAGAAGACCUACCAGAACUCAAUGUCAACUGUGCAACUGUUGCAGUCGCCAAUGAGCACCUGGAAGUGACCGAACUUUUGCUGAAGAAAGAGAACCUGGCCCGGAUAGGUGACGCCCUGCUUUUAGCCAUAAGUAAAGGCUACAUUCGGAUUGUGGAGGCCAUUUUGGGUCACCAAGCAUUUGCAGAUGCAACCAAACUCACCAACAGUCCCCUUCAAUCAGAAACGCAAGACGACUUCUAUGCCUAUGAUGAAGAUGGCACACGAUUUUCCCAUGAUAUUACACACAUAAUACUAGCCUCUCACUGCCACGAAUAUGAGAUUGUGUACAUUCUGCUGAGUAAGGGUGCCUGCAUUGAGCGUCCACAUGACUACUUCUGUAAAUGUAACAGUUGCCUCUAUCAUCAGAGGCACGACUCUUUCAGCCAUUCAUGUUCCAGAAUCAAUGCCUACAAAGGGCUGGCUAGCCCGGCCUACCUGUCUCUAUCCAGCCUGGAUCCAGUGCUGACGGCUCUAGAGCUUAGCAAUGAGCUCGCUGUGCUGGCCAACAUAGAGAAAGAAUUUAAGAAUGAUUACAAGAAACUGUCAAUGCAAUGUAAAGAUUUUGUCGUUGGUCUUCUGGACCUGUGCCGCAACACAGAGGAAGUUGAGGCCAUUUUAAAUGGAGACAGAGAGGCAGAUGGCCACGUUGACACUGGUGGCAGACCCAGUCUAGUCCGAUUAAAACUGGUCAUCAAAUAUGAGCUGAAAAAGUUUGUAGCCCAUCCAAACUGUCAGCAGCAGCUCCUGUCUAUAUGGUAUGAGAAUUUAUCUGGACUCAGGCAGCAGACCACGGCGGUGAAGUUAAUGGUGGUUCUGGGGGUGGUGGUUGGACUUCCCAUCCUGGCUUUGCUGUAUUGGAUCGCACCCUCAAGCAAGUUAGGCAAGGUCAUACGUGGACCUUUCCUGAAGUUUGUGGCACACGCAGCUUCCUUCAGCAUCUUUCUCGGUCUUCUGGUCAUGAACGCUGCUGACCGAUUUGAAGGGACGUCGCUUUUGCCAAACAUGACCAUCCAUGACCACCCUUCACAGCUUUUCCGCAUGAAAACCACUCCCUUUACCUGGAUGGAAAUGCUGAUCAUUUCAUGGGUCUUAGGAAUGAUCUGGGCUGAAUGUAAACAGAUUUGGUCUCUGGGUCCUCGCGAAUAUUUGUUGGAGCCUUGGAAUUUGCUUGACUUUGGAAUGUUGGCCAUUUUUGUGACUUCCUUCAUCGCUCGAUUCAUGGCGUUUUGGCAUGCAAAUGUUGCACAGAGUUAUGUCGACAAGCACUACACAGAUUUAUCAAACAUUACAUUGCCCUUUGAGAUAGAGUACUAUCGACUUGCUCGUGUCCAUUGGGUUCCUUCUGACCCCCAGCUGAUUUCCGAGGGCCUUUAUGCCAUUGCAGUGGUUCUGAGCUUCUCUCGGAUCGCGUACAUCCUUCCAGCCAACGAGAGCUUCGGUCCACUGCAGAUCUCUCUGGGCCGGACUGUAAAAGACAUAUUUAAAUUCAUGGUGAUCUUCAUAAUGGUGUUUGUGGCCUUCAUGAUUGGGAUGUUUAAUCUUUAUUCAUACUACCUCGGAGCCAAGCUCAAUAACGCCUUCACAACUGUUGAAGAGAGCUUCAAAACGUUAUUCUGGGCUAUUUUUGGCCUUUCUGAGGUCAAGUCUGUAGUCAUUAACAACGGGCACAAAUUUAUUGAGAAUAUUGGCUAUGUCCUUUACGGAGUCUACAACGUUACCAUGGUUAUCGUCUUACUCAACAUGCUCAUCGCUAUGAUCAACAGCUCGUUUCAGGAAAUUGAGGACGAUGCAGACGUGGAGUGGAAGUUUGCCAGGGCUAAGCUGUGGUUCUCUUACUUUGAGGAAGGAGGAACCCUGCCUGUGCCAUUCAACCUUAUCCCCAGUCCCAAAUCCAUCAUCAGCCUGGCCCUGAAACUCAAACGACUACUGCUCACGCCCCUACACAGACACAAAGAGGACCUGAAGGAGGACACUGAGCUCAAUGAGUCAGGGAAACAAAACAAGACGAAUGAAAAAGAUUCAACUCAUCCAAGUCGAUACCAGAAGAUCAUGAAACGUCUGAUCAAACGAUAUGUUAUCAAAGCACAAAUUGAUAAAGAGGGAGAUGAAGUGAAUGAAGGGGAGUUAAAGGAGAUAAAGCAGGACAUCUCAAGUUUACGUUAUGAGCUCCUGGAAGAGAAGUCUCGACAAACUGAGGAGCUCGCGGAGCUUGUGAGGAGACUCGGAGAGAGAUUAGCCAGUCAACACAACCUCUAGUCUUUCUCUAUGUGAUGAGGAUAUCAGGAAUAAUAACUACAUGCCCCUUUACACAUUUUGGCCGAUUUUAAAACAUGAAGAGUACUGUGUUAAGUAAAGUGGGAAAUAUUUCAAGUUUAUGCAAUUUGUUAUAUACUUACAAUGCUGUUGUUUGCUGUUGUGUUGCAUUGCACAUUUGAAGUGAAUUAGUGUAUGUUAGUGAAGGUUGCAAUUGGUCACAAUUGAUGGUAUGAUUAAAAUGUUACUGUAUGUGGGAAUCAGGUACCACUACAAAUUCUGCCAAACAUGCUAGAUCGACCUUACUAAUUAUAAACAAAUUAUUUGUUUGUAAGGUUUUACUGUGCAAUUUAUUUGUUUAAAUGUAAUGCUCACUUGAUUUAGAAUGUAAUAAAAUGGAAUUAUAAAAAUUCAAUUCACAUCGUUCGCACAUGCACACCCGUUACUGUCCAAAUAUUUUGGGACUUUUUUUGGUUUCGGUUUGGAAAGAAACUCAAGGGUGCAUUAAAUCUAUGUACA
Molecule: messenger RNA, 3142 nt
Organism: Triplophysa dalaica
Lineage: Eukaryota; Metazoa; Chordata; Actinopteri; Cypriniformes; Nemacheilidae
Gene: trpc6b
Product: transient receptor potential cation channel, subfamily C, member 6b
Exons: 12
Coding region: 65-2626 (853 amino acids)
Biological process (GO): manganese ion transport; calcium ion transmembrane transport; regulation of cytosolic calcium ion concentration
Cellular component (GO): cation channel complex; membrane
Molecular function (GO): inositol 1,4,5 trisphosphate binding; store-operated calcium channel activity
Source: RefSeq, a predicted model, not a curated record